AGACACAACCGAAGCAAUAACGGACGCCCUUGCAUUGCAUGGUACGACGUCAGAGACUACAGGUGUAUCUGAAAUAUAUAAGGGGAGCUCGGGAAACCGUUCAGGUCAAACGCAAACGCAUCCCCCCUCGUCUAUAUCCUUUUACCAACGGAAAUAUUUGCGAGAACUUGACUCUUCCGUAACUCAUUCUGCAAUCCUCAUCUGGUACCCUUUUGCCUUGAUACCCGUAAUUCAUAUUCUCAUUUGGUACAGGCGUUUUCUAGUAUGAGUGACCACGACGAUCUCUAUGUGGCACAUUACGGUCAUCCCAGUCUUCCUGGUGCUAAGCACUGGGCAAUUGUCGUCAUGACGAAACCCCAGCAGCUGACUGGAAUCGCCUACCAAAUCAGUGGUUCUGCUUAUACGUACAAUGUCAAAGAACCAGAGGACGUCAGCUUGCUCCAUUCAAACACCUACUUAGGACGAGUGAAAGUCGGCGCCAUACCCAAGGGUUGGCAAUAUGGGAGCGGGGACAGGACUUUGCAUGCCAUUUUGACGAGAACUCAAGUCGUCAGAGGAAACUUGCAAUGGCACUGUCAGCAUUGGGUUGUUGCGGCCCUCGCACGGUUAAAAAAGGCCGGGUAUGCAGUUGAUGAUCUUUCUCUGCAGGAUCUACAGCAGAAACUUCUUACUGUCCGGAGAGAAGAUCAGUUAUAGACUGUCGUACGGGACGAAGGAUCGGGUCUAUACUUUAUAUAAUAUUAUAUUACAUACCUGCACGCUAUCUAAUACUUAAUU
Messenger RNA from Desarmillaria tabescens, 777 nucleotides. RefSeq lists its product as uncharacterized. The transcript has 4 exons. Bases 265 to 696 code for a protein of 143 amino acids. Lineage: Eukaryota; Fungi; Basidiomycota; Agaricomycetes; Agaricales; Physalacriaceae. The record is from RefSeq and is a predicted model, not a curated record.